Diachasma alloeum is the source of this 4289-nucleotide messenger RNA. Its product is annotated as high-affinity choline transporter 1. The coding region runs from base 218 to 2875 and encodes 885 amino acids. Gene Ontology annotation, molecular function: choline:sodium symporter activity. The transcript is spliced from 11 exons. Gene Ontology annotation, biological process: transmembrane transport; acetylcholine biosynthetic process; choline transport. The record is from RefSeq and is a predicted model, not a curated record. Gene Ontology annotation, cellular component: plasma membrane. Lineage: Eukaryota; Metazoa; Arthropoda; Insecta; Hymenoptera; Braconidae.
UCAGUCGCACGCCCGUAUGUCUAGUGCCACAAUCCCACUUCGUUACUGAUAUCCAGUAAACAAUAUUAUCCACGAUAAACCGGUGAUUACUUACUACUAAAAAUUUAACGGAAAACAUUUCGCUCUGAACGGUGUCGAUGGCUAUUUAGAAUGGCGACCUGAGAAAUCUCGUGACUCCCGUGGGAGUCUGAAGACCCAAGGAGGUGGAUUUAUCGAGAUGGGGCUUUACGCGGCGGGAGUUGCCGGGAUAGGUGUAUUCUACACUGCUGUCCUGAGUAUUAGUGUCUGGGCGGCAGCCUCGAAGCGUAAAAAAGUCCACGGAAAAUCCCUGGACGACUUGAUCCUCGCCAACCGCGGUCUCGGCUUGCUACUGGGAACCUUCACACUCGUUGCGACAUGGGUCGGGGGUGUGUUCGUUCACGGCACGGCGGAAUCAAUGUUCACCAGGGGUUUGGUGUGGUGCCAGGUUCCAAUUGGCUACAGUCUCAGUCUCCUCCUGGGUGGUCUGAUCUUCGUGAAACCCAUGAGAAAAGCCGAAUACGUGACUAUGCUGGAUCCAUUUCAACAGAGAUACGGUGCCAAGCUCGGGGCUUUACUCUUUCUCCCAGCACUCAUCGGUGAUAUUUUAUGGUCGGCCGCUGUGCUCAAGGCACUCGCCAAUACCCUCAGCGUUGUCGCAGGGAUUGAGGCGAAAUUCAGUGUCGGAACUUCCGCUUUGAUGCUACUUGUAUACACAAUUUUUGGUGGUCUAUACACCCCGGCGUCGGCAGAUGCUCUCCAGUUGGCCUGUAUAACGCUUGGUUUGGCAAUUAGCACUCCGUACGCAAUGUUGAACCCAGUGGUAUCGUUGGAGAGAAACUUGGGGCGAAAAGAUUGGCUGGGUGAAGUGCAAACUAGAGAUCUCGCCGAGUGGAUAGACGGAAUGUUUCUUCUAAUGUUCGGUGGCAUACCCUGGCAGAGUUUUUUUCAACGCAUUGCCAACAUAAAAACCAUCUCCCUGGCGAAAACCGCCUCAGUGAGUUCCAUGAUUUGCUGUCUGGUAGUCGCCCUCCCCUCAGCAAUGAUUGGACUAGUAGCGAGGGGCACAGACUGGUCGCUCAUUGAUGGAUUCAAUCGGACAAUAUCAUUUCCCAGUCUCGACGGUGGCUCAAUUUUCCCAAUUGUCUUGAAGCACCUGACACCCCAGUGGGUUGCAUUUGUCGGCUUGGGAACAAUUUCAGUGACUGUUCUCGCCUCAGCGAACUCCAGCGUACUCUCCAGCAGCAGUAUGUUCACCAGGAAUAUUUACAGAAUGGCAAUUAGACCGAAGGCGUCUGAGAGGGAGAUUGGAUGGAUCCUGCGAAUUACUUUGCUCAUGAUGACGGGGGCUGCUGCGGGGGUGGCUCUGACAGCGAGAAGCGUUUAUCAUCUUUCAUUUUUAUCGUCAGAUCUGGUUUACGUCGUCCUGUUCCCCCAACUACUGGCGGUCCUCCACUGGCCCUCGUACAUUGACGCCUACGGGUGCCUCGCUGGCUACCUAAUCUCCCUGUGUCUGCGAAUCGGCGGGGGUGAGACUGCCCUGGGUCUUCCACCCCUCAUCAGGUACCCCUAUUUCGACCCCAGAACCCAGAGCCAAAAGUUCCCGUUCAGAACUACUGCCAUGUUGUCCGCAAUCGUGGGCUCGUUACUAGUGAGCUCGAUUACGCGAGGCCUCUUCGGAGCCGGAAGAGACACUUGCCCCAGAUGCUGCGACUUCCUGGGGAUCUACACUACUAGCAAAUCGAAGGAGCAGGGCGUCGCUCAGAGCAGCUCUGGAGCUGCUCUUCUACUCAUAGAUUCAGCAAUGCACGAGAGCUCAGCGGGACGAGACUCGACAGACAGUCAAGACGACACAGAUCGCCCCAGUUACGAGGAUUCUCACUCUGAAGAAACCAAUACCCACUACGGCAGCUUCGCCGAACGGCCGGAUUUUACAUUGAGACGUGGCAUGAGUGUCCACAAUACCCCAAUAUCGAGAAUAAACCGCCCCUUCCCAAAGAAUGUCACUCAGACACCGGGUCGUAAUCGGGUGCAGCAUUCCCAGCAUUCACAGCUCAAUAACGUCGACGGUCAGAUACUCGGUGUAAGAAAUUUAACAGCUACACCACUGGGUCAAGUGCUGAUGUCGAACGAGGCUCAAACCAAUGCCAUCAGACUCACCAAUACUAAUGCAGUGUGUGCAACACCAUCGCAAACUUGUAAUCAUACUUACGGAAAAUUGACGAACAUCGAGAAGGCCAGGGAAAUUGAACGAAUUGCUGACAGAAGUUCCCUGGAACUCAAUCUCAAUCUCAAUCUUAAUGUGCAGGAGACACCUGGGGGAAUUGUCAAGAAAAACGUUGUGGGUGUUAAACUCGUCGGAAUGGAUGGACCAACUCCCUUGAGAAGACCAUCUCAUGGAACAUUUUCACCGACUCCCUCAGUCGAGCUAGUCCACAUUCUCGAUCGUCGCCAAAGUGGUGGCUCCUACGGUCCAACAUCGUUAUCCCCAGUUCCCGGACUGGAAGCCUGCAAGAUCCACGGAACAGCUGUCGGUGGUUCUGGGAAUGAGCACUGCAGGAUAAAACGAGGGAUCGUAAGACACCACAGCUUCAACGAGACUGGGGACAGAGCCCUGACGACGUUAGCGAGACAGCCCGCGUAUCCCUCGAUGCCUCUAAGAACCGACGACUGCAGGAUGACCCUGAAGAAGGAAAAGAAAUCCAACGGAACGAUAGCCCGACACUCUUCAGUCGCCGACGACAAAGGAUUCUGUGGACGGGGAUUAGUUCUCAGUCCUACGUACAGCAUGUACGGAUCCGCUGUCACCAGUGGAAAUUACUUUGUUAGUGAUGAUGAGGCUAUUAGCAGAUUUUAAUCACAUCGAAGUCAUAAUAUUCAUGCUCAUCAGCCCCUCAAGGCCACCCCGUUAGAAAAUUACUCUUGAAUUGACGAAGAUUCAGGCACUUAUUAUUCUCGAUUAUCAAUUAUCCAUUAAAAAUGCAAUUCAAUCCAUGAAAAUGAAAUUGCCCAAUUUUUAUGAGUUCAAAAAUUGAGGCUUUCAUUGAAAUUGUUUUACGUAAAUAGCUCAAUUUAAUUAUUCAACUUACGUAAAUUGAAAUAAAUUUUUAGGAGUGUAGGAAGGAAUAAAAUUCCAAGGCCGGGAUAGGAAGUUCCCAUUUUCAUGUGCAAUCUCACAAUCUCGCCCCGUGUGUCACUGUUAAAGUGUUUCUUUCGGAAAAUAUAAAUGAAUUAUAUAAUAAAAAUAUAAAUGAAUAUUCAUGAAUUUUUACAGAUGACACCCCUGAAAACGUGAAGGCUAAGCUUCAGAUUAUGUACAGACGAAUUAAAACUAAACUCUCCAAAGAAUAGUUAAAAUAAAUAUUAAUACCUAGAAGGAAUGCAAAAUGUAAUUGUAAAGAUAAUCAAAUGACGGUUGAAGAGUGGUUUUUCUAGACGGAGAGAGAAAUUAUGGAACACGCGUUGUGUCGAACGAGAACGUCCAAUGAAAGAAAAUGAGUGAAAAUGAUAAUCAAUUGAUAUAUGAUAUUUUUGCACUGAGGCAGUAACUGUACAAAAUUAAAUAGUGUUUAUUUACUUUCGAUGGCAUUUACAAUACACCUAGUCGAAAAAAAGGGUGGUUAUCCAGUAGAAACAUCGUAAUUUGUAUUUAUAGUUGUAAUCCUCAAGCUCAAUGUAUGAUAAUUGCCGGUAGAGAGGAAGACCAAUGUUAAUCAACACUAAAAUUUCAACUAUGUCAGCCCAUAAUUGUACAUUGCACGUCGUGCUCACUCCAUUAACAAUCGAAACAUUGGAAUUGUCACUCGGUAUUUCCACCCAUUUCACAUAACUCAUUCUACUUAUGAAUGACCAACAAAUCCAAAAGAUUGACAAAACCCAAAAGACUUGAAAAAAUGCGUUCAAUAACAUUGUGCAAUACUCUACCUCCUCUCCUAUUAUGUACUUUCGUAUUCAGAGGUGAAUGAGAAAGACAUCUGCGACCUGUGCCAGUAUUACCAUAGUCUUAAGACUGAGACGAAUAAAAAUGAUCUCAAUGAUAAUUUAAAUUAAAUUAGAUUUAAAUUAACUGAAAUUGAAUUUAAAAUUAGGGUAUUGUAGAGAAUGUAAUGAUAAUGAUUGUUACAUGACAAAGUUGGGCAUCAACAUCUAAUGGAAAUACAGUAUCAAAUAUUUAAUCACGAUGGAAUAUUGUUUGAAAUAGUCACGUGAAUUUGAUUAUUUGAGGUGAAUAAAUAAUGUUGGGACAGCUCUCUUAAUUGCCGGUACAUUCU